Pogonomyrmex barbatus (red harvester ant) is the source of this 594-nucleotide messenger RNA. RefSeq lists its product as uncharacterized. Lineage: Eukaryota; Metazoa; Arthropoda; Insecta; Hymenoptera; Formicidae. The record is from RefSeq and is a predicted model, not a curated record.
ACAUCUUUAAUAAAUUAAUUUUGCAUCGAUUUAUUUACAAUCAAUUUUAAUUCGAGAAUAUAUAGUAACCUUGAUCUGAUUAGUACAUUGAUUUUGACAUCUUUAAUCAAUAGAAUGACAUUGGUAUUAUCAUACUAAUGAUCCCAUUGCGCAAGUCAUAUUAUGUAACAUAUGGUAUAAAAGCUGUUGCAUGUUCAGCAGUCUCGAUCAAAGAACUUGGCAUUAAACUUUGCAUAUCAAAGUGCACUAAAUAAUUAUUAAAAUGUCGUACAAAUUCACUCUUCUGAUAUUGAUGACUAUCAUCGCAUCGGCUCUGCUGAUUCAAAAAACAUUGGCGUGUGAAAAAGAUGAACGAAAAUUUGACGGAUGCAAUACUUGUAUUUGCAUCGAGGGUUCAUGGGCGUGCACAAAAAAGUGGUGUGGUCCUUAAGAUAAAAUUAUUAUAUAAUAUAUAAAAUUAUUAUAUAAAGGAAUUUUCGGUUUUAUGCAGCAAUAUAAUUGUCACAUUGAAAUUCUCUGCAUUUUGACUGAAUUAUAGCAUACUAUGUACAUAAAUACAGGUAAUAUAAAAUAAAAGAAAUAUAUACGAUCGUA